Molecule: messenger RNA, 1065 nt
Organism: Macroventuria anomochaeta
Lineage: Eukaryota; Fungi; Ascomycota; Dothideomycetes; Pleosporales; Didymellaceae
Product: palmitoyl-protein thioesterase 1 precursor
Exons: 1
Coding region: 1-990 (329 amino acids)
Cellular component (GO): lysosome
Molecular function (GO): thiolester hydrolase activity; palmitoyl hydrolase activity
Source: RefSeq, a predicted model, not a curated record
AUGCUGCAAUCGCUAUCGCUGUCAGCGCUGCUACUCAGCGCACGAGUUCUCGCCUCACCCUCCUCGCCCCCCAGCGACCCUCUCCCUCUCCUCAUCUGGCACGGCCUAGGCGACAACUACGCCGCCGACGGCCUCGCAGAAGUCGCCUCUCUUGCCUCAGAAACAAACCCGGGAACCUACGUCUACAUCAUCCGGCUCGACGAAGAUGCCUCCUCCGACCGCACUGCGACCUUCCUCGGCAACGUCACCGAGCAAAUAGCCACCGUCUGCGCCGCCAUUACCGCCGACCCCAUCCUCUCCUCCGCGCCUGGCGUCAACGCCCUCGGCUUCUCGCAGGGCGGGCAAUUCCUGCGCGGCCUAGUCGAGCGCUGCGGCGGUGCCAACGGCAUCCAAGUGAGAAACCUCGUCACAUUCGGCAGCCAACACAAUGGCAUCGCCAAGUACCAGCUCUGCAAGCCUACCGACUGGCUCUGCAAGGGCUACAUCGGACUGCUUAAAGCAAAUACCUGGGGCGCCUGGGUGCAAGGCCACCUCGUGCCGGCGCAGUACUUCAAAGCUGUUGAUGAGGACACGGGCGAGCCGACAGACGAGUACCUCGCCAACAGCAACUUUCUCGCAGACAUCAACAAUGAGCGCGCGCUCAAGAAUGUCACGUAUGCGCAGAAUCUCGCGCAGCUGGGUAAUUUCGUCAUGUAUGUGUUUGAGAACGAUACGACGGUUAUCCCAAAGGAGACAGGGUGGUUUGCGCAGACGAAUUUGACGAGUGGAGACGUGGUGGAGUUGAGGGAUAGGGAUAUCUACAAGGAGGAUUGGAUUGGAUUGAAGAAGUUGGAUGAGAAGGGUGGACUUCACUUCAAGACCAUAGAGGGCGAGCAUAUGACGCUUGGGGAUAAGGUGUUGAAGGAGGUGUUUAAGGAGUGGUUUGCGCCACCGAAGGCGAGCUGGAAGAAGGUUGUGGAAGAUGUGGUGCAGGAGGUUCUUGAGUUGUAGUUCUCCUUCGAACUUGAUAAUUGAAAGGUCGGUACUCCUUCAAAUAACAUUGCGUUAAUACACAUUGUAAAGUCG